Messenger RNA from Malaya genurostris, 2014 nucleotides. RefSeq lists its product as uncharacterized. Gene Ontology annotation, biological process: long-chain fatty acid metabolic process; fatty-acyl-CoA biosynthetic process. The transcript has 3 exons. The record is from RefSeq and is a predicted model, not a curated record. Gene Ontology annotation, molecular function: long-chain fatty acid-CoA ligase activity. Bases 183 to 1811 code for a protein of 542 amino acids. NCBI's taxonomy places the organism in Eukaryota, Metazoa, Arthropoda, Insecta, Diptera, Culicidae.
GGUAACGCACACUUGCGCUGCAACCUUCGGCCAGUAAACACGGCACACACGAACGAGAAGCGAUAUACCUUUGACACUAUCGCGAAGAAAGUCGCUCAAUUAUUUUGAUCAUUACCAUUCAAAUUGCUCUUCAAAGGAAAUUUACAUUGUUGGUGCACUACGAAGUACUCGGUCGACAGAAUAUGCCUUCGAACGAGAAUGAAACCUUUAUCAUCUACGGUGGGCCAGAUCCAACGGAUUUACUUAAGGACGGGUCUCUCGGUGAAAUGAUGAUCAAAGAUUUGAAGCUCAGACCAGCAAACAUUGGAUUGAUUGAUCCCGUUUCAGGAACACAGCUCAGUUAUCAGCAGAUUUUGGAUCAGUCCAUACUGGUGGCUACGGGGUUGUUGAGGAUCGGUAUAACAGAACAUGAUACUGUUGCAAUCGUCAGCCAUAACUGUUUGGAGUAUUGUUUUGCGAUGUUCGGGACGAUAUUCACAGGAGCCACCUUAGCACAAUUCAACCCCACUUAUUUAGAAGGUGAACUUGAACAUGCUAUGAGAAUGACCAGACCGAAAAUAAUGCUCGUCUCUCGCGCCGUUGCCGAUAGAGUUGUUACUGUCAGUCGAAAGCUAAAGUUCGUAAGCAAAAUUUUUGUGUUCGAUUCUCGCGUGAAAUCAUUCGAACAGCCCCUUUUGGUUCCAUUCGAUAACCUGCUAAAUCAACAAGCUGCUUCAGAAAAUUUUUAUCCGGCGGCCGUUGAUAAACAAAAUCAUGUAGCACUAAUUUUACUUUCGUCAGGAACAACGGGACUACCGAAAGGGGUGCAACUGACGCAUGCCAACAUUAUGACUACGAUCGCACAUUCCAAAGAAGCAGCAAAACUGUUGGAGCUACCGGACCAGUUGGUUGCGCUAGCUGUUACUCCACUGUUUCAUGUACUAACCAGCGUAGGUCUAAUUAACAUGGUCACCAACAACUGCCGCUGUGUGCUAAUGCCCAAGUUCGAUGCUGUGCUUUUUCUGCAGAGUAUUGAAAAGUACAAAGUUAACCUGAUGUCGGUAGUGCCACCGUUGAUGGUAUUUCUCGCGAAGCACCCCAUGGUUGACAAUUACGAUCUAUCCUCGCUGAUGACACUGUUCUGUGGUGCCGCUCCGUUGAGUAAAGAAAUUGAGGAUCAAGUUCGUGAAAGACUGGGGAUUGCAUUCGUUAGACAGGGAUAUGGAAUGACCGAAACCACCUACGUUAUGUUGAUGCAAACUGGGUUUGAAAAUAAGGCUGGAUGCGUAGGACAAGUCCGCAUGGGACAGUGGGUUAAGGUCAUCGAUCCUGACAGCGGAAAAAUCCUGGGACCGAACCAACCAGGAGAAUUGUGCUUCAAAGGAUCACUGAUCAUGAAGGGUUAUGCCGGAAAAGAAUCUGCAAUCGACGCCGACGGUUGGCUGCAUACGGGUGACGUUGGAUAUUACGAUGAGGAUAAGGACUUUUUCAUAGUCGAUAGAAUCAAGGAAUUAAUCAAGUACAAGGGAUUCCAAGUUGCCCCCGCUGAACUGGAAGCAGUUUUGCUGAAGCACCCGAAAGUAGAAGACGCUGCCGUCAUAGGGGUUCCGAAUGAAAGAGUAGGAGAGCUAGCGACGGCUUUCGUGGUGAAAAAAUCUGAAGUAAAUGUGACCGAAGGUGAAAUCGAACAAUUUGUAGCUAAACAUGUUUCGCUUCACAAGCAACUGCACGGAGGUGUGAAGUUCGUUUCCGAAAUACCAAAAACUGCUACCGGUAAAAUUCUGCGAAGAACACUGAGGGACGCUGUCAGGCCAACACUAUCCAAACUGUGAAGACUAGUGUGUGUUUUGAAAAAGUCAUGCUUCCUUAUUUGGUCUUUAUGGGUUGAUAGGGUUGAUUGAAAAUCGUAAGUAAGUGUGAAGGUUGUAUGUCUAUUGAUGUUUGGUGCACUGACAGAAACAAGGAAAAUCUUUAUUUAUCAUACAUCGUAUGUGAAACCAAACAUAGCAAUAAAGGUACAAUUACUAAUUCAAAA